Hippocampus comes (tiger tail seahorse) is the source of this 1113-nucleotide messenger RNA. RefSeq names its product Golgi-associated plant pathogenesis-related protein 1-like. NCBI's taxonomy places the organism in Eukaryota, Metazoa, Chordata, Actinopteri, Syngnathiformes, Syngnathidae. Gene Ontology annotation, cellular component: extracellular region. The transcript has 6 exons. The record is from RefSeq and is a predicted model, not a curated record. Bases 387 to 836 code for a protein of 149 amino acids.
CCAAAAUGGAGCAACAGCUUCUUUUGAUCCGCCGUUUGUGAUUUCCAUAUAGAAAAAUAAAUGCAGUAUAAAGUAUACAUUAGGUUGUCCCACCUAUGAUUUGAUGUACAUUGCUGGAGUGUAGUGAACUGAGUUACACAACAGGAAGCUCCGACACGGAACAAGACGCAAAGAAGUCUGCUGUAUGAGCCCACGGAGGUCAUAACAAAGCAAAGGCUGGUUUCUGUCUCCACCUCCACAUCUCAAGUAUAUAAAUAUCAAGACAGACGAUUUUGUCUCAAGCCAGACGAUUUUGAGACAGCAAAGGAAGUCUAUCUUAACAAGUCAUUUCUCCAGAGGUAAUUUGUGUUCGCUGCUAUUUGACAGCCUUGUAACAUCAAACAGCAAUGGCAGAUGCAAGCUUUCAACAGGAGUUCCUGGAAUCUCACAACACCUACAGAGCUCAGCACAAUACACCGCCUCUGACUCUUAACAGCGAGCUUAAUGCGGCGGCUCAGAGAUGGGCGGAUCGCUUGCUGGCUUUGGGUGUUAUACGGCACAGCGGCAGCAGUGAUGGAGAGAAUAUUUAUUACAUGUGGAGUUCGGCACCCAUUAAACUAACAGGGAAAGAAGCGGUCGAUUCGUGGUAUGAUGAAGUCAAGCAUUACAACUGGAGCUACCCAGGAUUUAGUGGCAACACAGGUCAUUUUACUCAGCUUGUGUGGAAAACAAGCACCGAACUUGGAGUGGGGAUGGCCACAGAUGGCAACAAGGUUAUUGUUGUUGGACAGUAUCGACCAGCAGGCAACAUCAGCAUUAGCCAAUACUUCAGGGAAAAUGUCCUCCCACGAGCAUAAAGGAUUUGCAUUGUACAGAUGGCGGAGAAUCCAGUGGAGCACCCAGUGGAGCAGAAGAGCAACCAAGGAACACCUGUACACCGUUUUAAAAAACCUGGCGCAUCUUGCACUACUGCAGCUGUACAUAAAGUCAGCUCAAUCGGGAUUAUAACCUAAUGCUUGUACAACUUGGUAUAAAGACUUGUUUUUUGUUCAUAACAUGUAUUGAAAAUAUAAUUAGUAAAAUUACAGUAUGUCUACUCAUUGGAGUCCGAGAAAUAAAUCAGCUAGAACAAAC